Micropterus dolomieu (smallmouth bass) is the source of this 6224-nucleotide messenger RNA. It is a transcript of the gene fgfr4, whose product is annotated as fibroblast growth factor receptor 4. Lineage: Eukaryota; Metazoa; Chordata; Actinopteri; Centrarchiformes; Centrarchidae. The coding region runs from base 777 to 3614 and encodes 945 amino acids. The transcript has 21 exons. Gene Ontology annotation, cellular component: signaling receptor complex. The record is from RefSeq and is a predicted model, not a curated record. Gene Ontology annotation, molecular function: fibroblast growth factor binding; ATP binding; fibroblast growth factor receptor activity. Gene Ontology annotation, biological process: protein phosphorylation; regulation of bile acid biosynthetic process; positive regulation of ERK1 and ERK2 cascade.
UCGCUCCUCUCUCUCCACUGUAGAAGGGAAACAGACGAAUGAGGCUGAGCUUCACAUUUGAGCGGCAGAGCUCAGAUCUCACCGGGAUAAACUCACCGACGAGAGGAGAAGUUGCAGAAGCGCUGCGUAAAGACGCGCGUAAAGACUUAUCCAAGACUACAGUUUAAUCAAGAGGGGACUCUGAACUGCGGGGCACGUCCUUAUCUCUAUCAAUCUUUUUCUCUCAUUCUCUCGCCACAUCGAACUCUUUCCAACAUUUUUCAGAGCGACAACGGACAGGUUUUAUACUCGCGCAAAAUCCACUUUCUCGCUCCAUGUUUGGUUUUCUUUCUCUCCGUGGAUUUGGUGUUCUGAGCGGCUGGCUGCAGUGGACUUUGCCCAGGGGAUCACAGCUCCUUCCUCCGGUCACCAGGAGAAACCCGGCAGCUGUCGUUUAUGUUCCAGGGGGCUGUUUUUGAUGGAUUUAUAAGCUCAACUUGGUUUUCAUCCGGAUACACACAACAGCAAGAGACCCGCUCACAGACUGCUUUGGAAACGGAUACGGCGGAGAUACCGGAGCUCCAAAUGAGGAUUUCAAUAUUCACUCGUAUCACCCGGGACAAGGAGUGAUUUCCCCCUGGUGCCAGUGAUCACUGUGAGACAGACCAGGAGGAAAGGAUCAAGAUUUAGAGACAUUGUGGGUUUAUGACGUUUCCAAUGCCACAGACCGGAGUGUGAGGCCACACUAGGAGCAUUUCUACCUUUUAACCAUAAAACACACGCGUCAAGUCAAGAAGAUGGCAAGGGUCUGCACGUUUUGCGUUCUCUUGCUCUGUUUGAUGGACAGAAUCUCUGCCAGGGCCACUGACGAAGGAAGAACUAAAGAUCUUCGGGUCUCUAGGCCUCUGAUCAUGCCAGGUUACCCAGAAAACACCACAGGGGUGGUCGGUGAUCAGGUGAAGCUGGUGUGUAAAGUCCACCGGCCGGCAUCCACCAAGGUUCAGUGGCUGAAGACGGAGGUCAGCACACUGGGACAGAGCCAGGGAGGACCGCCACGCCUCAGGGCUCUGACGGCCCUGCAGAGCAACACGUCCAAGGUGAACAUUUUGCAUCUGUCCAACAUCACUCUGGAUGACGCAGGAGAGUACAUCUGCAUGGCUGAGAACACCCAUGCAGGAAAGACAGUACAGACCAUGCAGUCGGCGUGGCUGGAGGUCCUGCCUGGUACCAUUAUUUCCCGCACUAUGGACCUGACUGUUGCUGAAAUCCCACCAGAUGUUCUUGAGGACCUAAAUGAGGACACCACAGAACAUCUUCUGUUAGAGCCGGGCAAUGUCCUGAAACUGCGCUGCGACAUGAGCACUCGGCCCGGCAUGGCGGUGAACUGGUACAAGGAAGGAUACCGGGUUCUCCCCACUCCCCGCAUCCAGAUCCGCGGCACCAUCAUGGAGAUCACAGACGUAACAUACGAGGAUUCGGGCACUUAUGUUUGUGUUCUCCGGGGAACCAAAGAUCCUAUAAGGAACUUUACCAUCACUGUGGCAGACUCCUUGGGGUCGGGGGACGAUGAUGAGGAUAACGGCUUGGAGGACUCAUCAGCUGAGAUCGAAAACGACCAGGUUUACUUCUCCAGAGGUCCCUACUGGACCCACACCCAACGAAUGGAGAAGAAGCUAUAUGCUGUUCCUGCAGGCAACACAGUGAAGUUUCGUUGUCCAGCCAUGGGCAGCCCCAUGCCAAGCAUCCGCUGGCUCAAAAAUGGUCGUGAAUUUAGAGGAGAGCAUCGCAUCGGAGGCAUCAAGCUGAGACACCAGCACUGGAGCCUGGUAAUGGAGAGCGUCGUGCCUUCAGACAGAGGAAACUACACCUGCUUAGUGGAGAACAAGUAUGGCUCCAUUGCUCAUAGCUACGUCCUCGAUGUGUUGGAGCGUUCCCCACACAGGCCCAUAUUGCAGGCCGGUCUGCCAGCCAACACCACAGCAGUGGUGGGCAGCGACGUCCAGUUCCACUGUAAGGUCUACAGCGAUGCCCAGCCUCACAUUCAGUGGCUCAAACACAUAGAAAUAAAUGGCAGCCGCUAUGGUCCUGAUGGGACACCCUACGUUCGAGUCCUCAAGACCGGCAGUCUGAACAUGUCAGAGGUGGAGGUCCUAUACCUGUCCAAAGUUACCAUGGAGGAUGCAGGAGAGUACACUUGUCUGGCUGGAAAUUCAAUCGGAUUCGCUCACCAGUCCGCCUGGCUCACAGUCCUCUCAGAAGAGGAAGCAGCAGAUGCUAUGGACACCAUGGAGACCAAGUACACUGACAUCAUCAUCUACGCCUGUGGUUUCCUGGCUCUGAUCAUGGCCAUCGUCAUCGUGGUGUUGUGUCGAAUGCAGGUCAACCCCAGAAGGGAGCCGUUUGAUGCUCUCCCUGUCCAGAAGCUCUCCAAGUUUCCUCUUCGUAGACAGUACUCGGUGGAGUCUAACUCAUCAGGAAAGUCCAGUGCGUCGCUAAUGAGGGUGGCUCGCCUCUCAUCCAGCUGCUCUCCGAUGCUGGCUGGAGUCAUGGAGUUUGAGUUGCCCUAUGACCCGGACUGGGAGUUCCCGAGGGAGAAUUUAACAUUGGGCAAACCUCUAGGAGAAGGCUGCUUCGGUCAGGUGGUCAGAGCUGAGGCCUACAGCAUCAACAAGGACUGUCCUGAUGUCUCCACCACUGUGGCAGUUAAGAUGCUCAAAGACGACGCCACAGACAAAGAUCUGGCAGACCUCAUCUCAGAGAUGGAGUUGAUGAAGGUGAUGGACAAACACAAAAACAUCAUCAACCUGCUUGGAGUCUGCACACAGGAUGGCCCUCUGUAUGUGCUGGUGGAGUACGCCUCCAAAGGCAGUCUGAGGGAGUACCUGCGGGCCCGGCGACCUCCAGGCAUGGACUACACCUUUGAUGUGACCAAGGUGCCUGAAGAGCAACUCACCUUCAAAGACCUGCUGUCCUGCGCUUACCAGGUGGCCAGAGGGAUGGAGUACCUGGCCUCCAAAAGGUGUAUUCACAGAGAUUUGGCAGCCAGAAAUGUUCUGGUGACGGAGGACAACGUGAUGAAGAUUGCGGACUUUGGCCUGGCCAGAGGAGUCCACCAGAUCGACUACUACAAGAAAACCACCAACGGACGGCUACCGGUGAAGUGGAUGGCACCAGAGGCUUUGUUUGACAGAGUCUACACACACCAGAGCGACGUGUGGUCGUUUGGCGUACUGAUGUGGGAGAUCUUCACACUGGGCGGCUCACCGUACCCUGGUAUCCCUGUCGAAGAGCUCUUCAAGCUGCUGAAGGAAGGACACCGCAUGGAUAAACCCUCCAACUGCACACAUGAACUCUACAUGAUGAUGCGCGAGUGCUGGCAUGCUGUUCCCACCCAGAGACCGACCUUCAAACAGCUGGUGGAGGAGCUGGACAGAGUGCUGCUGUCCAUCUCUGACGAGUACUUGGACCUGUCGACACCCUUCGAGCAGUACUCACCGUCAUGUGAGGACACGUCCAGCUCCUGCUCCUCUGACAACGACUCUGUUUUUACCCACGAUGCCUUGUCCACCGACCCAUGCCUCCUGGGCUACCAGGAUGUGCUACCCCGGAUAGACAUGAAGACGGCGCUCCGAUAGACACACAACUAAAGGCACCAUACACAGACACAGACAUGAACGCUAUGAAUGGGAAGCACUACUUGAAGUUUUCAAGUAAUGUAACACAUUCACUGGCGGCCAUAUUGGAGGUCCACAGCUGCAUUUCUAAAGUUAAGUUAAAGUUUUUAUUCUCGUGAAGUUUUCCAUUGGACCUCCAUUAUGGCACCGGACAGAGUCCUUAGAUAUAGGCGGGCAUUUAUACACACACACACACAGACACACUUGUAUGCACAUAGAGCACUGAGGCCGGUAGGCUUCAUUACAUGGUAAAGGUUUGAAGGAAAACAUUUCAUCGUGGGCAGGAGAACGAGCAGAAGAAAAAGAGGACAAACAAAAUGUGGUACUUUGGACUAUCAGCUCUGGCACUCAAGAACUGUUGUAACGUUGGAAAAAUGCGGCACUAAACACAACAGAAGAGACCCUAGUACUCAAAAUGCCUCGAAGUGCUUUCUUUGAGCAACUCUCUCAAACUCAACCCAAAACCAGGACUUGAAACCUCAUUGGUAAAGACAUUUUAACAAAAAAAAAAAGAUUUAUUUUGCUAUGAUAAAAAAGAAGAAAGUGAUUGUUAAAUAUAAAUCUCUUUAUAUAAGAUUAUUUUACUUUUGUGUUGCUUAUUUAAAAAGAAAACGGUCUUAAAUCUCAGGAUCUCUUGUGCUAAGAAGAUGCUGUAGUGGCAGCAAAGUGCCUGAAUUUAUGAUUUCCUGUGAAUAUAUUAGAAUAUUAAAAUAUUGUAUGUAUGUAUCACCAACGGAAAGACGAUUGCCUUAUAUAAAUUAUUCUGAAUGACACAAAAAAAUGAAGGUUAUUGGAAGCGAAGAGAAGAAUUUCAAGUGCCAAACCUGUCACAGCUGUCACACUGUCUUUAUGUUCACGUUUCAUUCCAAAAUACCAACAUAUUCAAUUUAGACCAAAAGAUCUCCAAUUAUCUCCCAAAUUUACAAAACACAACAUUGCAGUGACGAACGAGAUGCUGUCAUAAAAUCGGUUUACAUCAGCAAACCAGCUCAUAUUUGAAGUUAUGACCAACUGAGAAACACAAAAUUUGCAUUUCCCAUCAACAACUCAAACCUCAAAUGAAUGUGGUCAAAGAAUUAUGGGUUGGGCUUUUAAAGGUGGCUUAAAGUUGGGAAAUUUUGGAAUGAAUCCCUCCAUUUAUAAUUUUUGGUAAAUUGUUGUAACCUCCAGGCCAAGAAAACAAUUUGUGGUUACAUACCAGAAGGAGCCCAGUACUUGUUGCUGUUGUUGGACGGAAACUUUUUUAGAUCUCACAAGCUCAAAUGCAUUUAAGUUAUAAAAAGAGUUCUGAACAGGUCUCAAAUCCCCAGUGGUUAUUAGAUGGACUCAUUUAUAUAGAUAAACAACCAUGUAAACAUUGAGACAACAUUAUGUGUAGAGUCUUUUCCUACAUGACCGCUUUGUCAGAGACACUGUGUCCAGGGUGGGAAUGGUCCUGAAAGGAGGACUGACAACUCAGCAUAGGGAGUCUGUUGGGGAGCUGGCCCAAGCCCACUGUCAUUGCUGACAAGGAGAGGAGAGCGGGGGGGCACUGAAUGAGAAAGCCAGUGUGAUUGAUUUCAAAUAGAGGAGAAGGGGGAGGGACACUCCUUUGUCUGGAAGUAACCCUUCACCCAGCCCAAUCUGUUGGUGAGGGGUCCUCAGGUCCGCAGCCUAGCUGGACAAUGAAGGCUUUGCAGGCUUAAUGGGUGUGACUAUGGACCAGAGGGAAUUUUGGGGGUUGGUGGUGUAGGGAUAGCUUGAGCUUGUGUGCAAAUGAAGAGGCUCUUAUUAUGCUAAUGUCUCCUCUUCUCUCCCAAACGCCCCUAUCUUUAUCCCCAAAGACAUCCCCAUCUUUUAAAUUACAAAUCUUAAUUCAGAUUUGUAAUUUAGGCCAGGACCAGCUGCAGAAAAUUCCCCUGUGGGGUAAGAUGCCCAGUAAGUCCCAGUCCACCUCCCAAAUCUGACCACAGACAAAACAACUGAGAAACAAACAGUUGUGUGGAAGGAGAUUUUCACAAAGGAAAUCUAAUUGUAUGAUCAGUUUAUAUAUUUUUCUCCAGAUCUCUGAUUCCUCAAAGGUCAGCCCUGUCAAGACAGUUUGCAAUUGGCACACCUUUGCGUGUCCAAAUUCACCAAAGUUUACCAAACUCUACUCGAAAGCACAGCACAAAUGAGCCUACCCUCCACUGAUUACAGGGAUUCCAAUUGAUUUUGGUCAGGAUUUUGUCUGUUUUAAAUGCAGGUGUCACCUUCAUUUGUUGUAUUGGUCCAUUACUCUUUGGUCCUUUUUUUCUUUCAAGUGUGCGCAAGUUUAAAGAUAAAUGGAGGGUUUCAUUCCAAAAUGCUUUAAAUUGUGGAAAACUAGUCAACCAUUUUGCCAAUGAAGGAUUCAUGUAUCUUUUCUCCUCAUUUGUUUGCAUUUUAUGCUGUCUGUCAUCUUGUGACAGAUGGUGUCACUGAUGAAUAUCUAAUUUUGGAAUGAAGCUCUUACAUUUAAAUACACAAAGUGUCCGGAUACAUUUGCAUCUUUACAUUCCAGUUAUCUGCUCUUCUCCCAGAUACAAACUGUAAACAAUCACAACACUUUCU